Molecule: messenger RNA, 1836 nt
Organism: Schistosoma turkestanicum
Lineage: Eukaryota; Metazoa; Platyhelminthes; Trematoda; Strigeidida; Schistosomatidae
Source: the annotation of a GenBank genome assembly
AUGAAACAUUCGAAUACGGUUGUUCCAAGUGUACUUGAAAAAAAUCAUAUUUUCAAAAAACGUCGAAUGAAUAGUGAAAAAUCAUUAUCUCCUUUGCCUGAACAUCAAAAAAAUACAACAUGUGAAUCCAAUAAAUUAGACACUGAACAUUCCACGGAAUUAUCAUUGUCAUCUGUGAAAAUGGAAAAUGUCGACCCGAUUUCCAAUGCUAAUAAUCAUAAUAAUAAUAAUGACCAAAUCAAAUCCACAUGUUGUUAUUCAAAGAAAUUAAAACGAAAAAAUUUAAAAAUCUCAAAAUCAAUAUGUUAUAGAAAUAAAUUACGUAACACAGUGAACAGUAAUAGUAAUAAUAGUACUACUACUGCUACUACUACUACUACUACUGCUCCUACCCAGAAUGAAAUUCUAUGCAAUGGAAUAACUUCCAAUUUGAAUGAUUCCAUUGAAUCAAAGCAAUGGGAUUGUGUUCCUACGUCUCGUCAUGAUUUAAAUCUUCCAACCACUGAUACUGAAUAUUUCAGUGACAAAGAUAAUCCUCCAGGAAAACAUGAUUUACAUAUUAAUGUUACUGGGCGCAAUCGUAACACUCUUACUACUCAAUUAUCAAUGGAAAAUGAAAAACGACUAACAAUUGAUUCAACAAAUCCUACUAAACAAACUCAUCAUUCUUUAAAGCAUAAUAAUCAUUUCUCAUCAAAUAAUUUAUCUGAAUCUCAUUGUAAUGAAGGCAUCAAUUCACCGUUUGCCUCUUUGGAAAAUCAUGAAUCAAUUGUUAUGAAUGGUGAUUUAACAUUAUGUGAAUUACACAAUGACAAACUGACGGAUAAUGAUGAGUUAUGUGAUAAAUCAAAUGCUCAUUGUAAUAAUUUUGAGGAGAAUUGUGAAGCAACUCAGGUACUAAAUUCCAAUUUGCACAAUCCUUUGAAUCAAAAUAAUGAACAAUGUACUACUACUCCACUGCAAAAUAGUCAACACAAAUUCAAAUUAGAAUCUAAUUUAUUAGAAAAAACAAGUUAUAAAACAGAUCAUUUAACUGGGAAAACUAAUCAUCACGCUUCUCCUAUGAUCCAGCCUAAUGAUUCAAAGCCAUCAGACUGUGGUGUCAACACAGUAUUAUUUGGUGAAGAUUCAUCAUCAACAUCCACAACAACAACAACAACGACAACACAGUAUGGAUCUAGUACUAGUGAUGAUAUUGGCUGGGCGAUUGUUCAACGUCAACGAGAAUUAAGAUUGUUAUGCACAGCUAAUCAUCGAAUGCUUCGACGACUUAUACAGGCAGCUAGAAGAGAUAUGCAACGUCAAGAAAUACUAAGGCGUCUAGCGAUUGCAGAUGCUGAUUUUUCAAGAAAUACAUUUUGUCUCUUGAAUAAGAGACUUUUAUGGAGUGCAAAUGCACACCGGCUGUCUUUUGCACCAGUAAGUAGUGGCGGUAGUAGUAGUAGUAGUUACUCAUCAAACCAAUCGAAUAGACAAGAUCAACACAAAAAUGAUACACAUCAAACAGGAUUAUUUUUCAAAUCAUUGCUUUUGAUUGGAGCUCUUGCAAAAAUUUGGCAUGAUAAUGAUGACGAUGUAAAUGAUACUGAACAAAAAUCUAAACAUGUAUAUAAUACUCCAUUAAUUGUCAAAUGUGCAGAAGUUGUAAAACCAGUAUUUAAAGAUAGACAAGCUGCAAUUAAAGCUUUGGAUGUGUUUCCAGAUGUUGCUGAAGAUGUUCAACCAGCCGUUGUGUCAAUUACUAGCACUGAGUUAGUUAUUAUUAUUAUUGUUAAUCGUUUAUGUUAUGUUUUGAAUAUCUAUCAUCAGUAUCAACCUAUAUAUUUUGACUUUUAA